This is a messenger RNA of Pseudophryne corroboree (corroboree frog), 1863 nucleotides long. It is a transcript of the gene RNF8, whose product is annotated as ring finger protein 8. Gene Ontology annotation, molecular function: histone binding; ubiquitin protein ligase activity. The record is from RefSeq and is a predicted model, not a curated record. Gene Ontology annotation, cellular component: nucleus; cytosol; ubiquitin ligase complex. The coding region runs from base 255 to 1760 and encodes 501 amino acids. Lineage: Eukaryota; Metazoa; Chordata; Amphibia; Anura; Myobatrachidae. The transcript is spliced from 8 exons. Gene Ontology annotation, biological process: protein K48-linked ubiquitination; double-strand break repair; ubiquitin-dependent protein catabolic process.
AUCCUUCAGCCUCUUCUCAGUUGCUAUGGAUACAGAGGCAGUUGCUCGGUGCUCGUUUACACAUGCCUGACUCCUGGCUGGCUGGAGCGCUCCGGGUGUGACUAGUUCUGGCUGCGGAAGCGCUCGCCUGCAGUGCGUACUAUCGGUUCUCGAUGAGGAAGCGCUCGGUACUGGAUUGCUCUGGGCUGGCUGAUCCGGUGUUGGCGCCAGCUCCUGUCUAGGACGCUCUCUAUUCCGGGUGACCGGUGGACGAGAUGGCGGGGAGCAGCGACUUGUGCUGGUGCCUGAAGAGGCUCGGGGAGAGUCAGGACCGGCUACUGCUGCCGGAGGGAGAGGAGGUCACGGUGGGAAGAGGGCUUGGAGUUACCUACCAGCUGGUCUCUAAAGAAUGUCCCCUUAUGAUUUCCCGCACACAUUGCAUAUUCAGGCAGAACACCGCAGGCCAGUGGACGGUCACUGACAACAAUAGCUUGAAUGGAGCUUGGCUGAACAAGGAGAAGAUGGAGCCUCAGAAGACAUACAUCCUGACUAAGGGAAGCUGCAUCCAGCUGGGCGUACCCCCGCCAAACAUGGACAUGGCAGAGUUUGAGUAUCAGCUGGUUCAGGAGAGUCUGGAACAAAUCAAGAGAUUCCUGAUUCGCCCGCUACCGGGAAAGUCCAAACCACCUAGAACCAAAAGGAAACACAACUGUGAUGAUUCUGAGGCCUCUGGAACAGAGGGUACCUCCAACAGUGGUAAAGCAAAGGUCCACCGCUCCUUAAGGGAUGGAGAUGAAGCAGCUAAAUCGUACAAAACAGAGUUGUCCAAACAGCCCACUGUGAAAGUGGUUGUGGCGGAACCUGGACUAGAAGGCUCUAUGGAGGAAGUGACAGCUACUCAGCUGCAGUGUCCCAUCCCUUUACAGUUGUCCAUUCUGCGGCAGUCAAUAGCAGAGGUCAGAAGUCUUAAUGCACAACUCCAGGAGAUACAGGAGGCCAUGGGAGAUAAGCAAAAGAGUGGAUUAAAUGGCAGCAAAUAUCUGCAGGAACUUAAUAGUCGUUUCAGUGAGCUUGAUGUUAAGCGUGAAGAUGUUCUCCAGAGUGUGAAUGAACUGAAGAAGCUUCUCCAGGAGGAAGAACAGAAGAAGGAGGAUGAAUCCUUACUGGCAGAAGAUACAGGUCUUAAGGAACAGCUGGCACAAACUUUUCAGGAGUACUCUUUGCUCAUGGAUGAGAUGAUUCAAGCAAAGAAUAAAGAACUACAGGAAACACAGAAAGUGGAGGCCCAGAGACAGGAGGUCUUCAAUCACAUGAAUGAUGUCCUGGAUAACGAGCUGCAGUGCAUCAUCUGCUCGGAACAUUUUAUAGAGGCUGUCACCCUGAACUGCGCUCACAGCUUCUGCUCCUUCUGCAUCCAGUCGUGGCGGAAGAGGAAGGACGAGUGUCCCAUCUGCCGGCAGGAAAUUAAGUCUCAGACGCGCUCCCUCGUCCUGGAUAACUGCAUCGACCGCAUGGUGGACAAGCUGAGCCCAGAAAUGAAGGACCGAAGGAUGGCCCUGAUACUAGAGCGUAAAGAUCUGGCAGAGGAAGUAAUCCCCAUCCUGACCGACAGUGACAGCAGCUCUCUCCCCUCCGACACAUCUCUGCUUUCCAGCAGCGGGGACAGCGACGGGCUGGGCAGUGACACGGAGCUUGAUGAAAUCUCUUACGGCGAAGAUCAGCUGGACAUGGAUUCUGAGGAUGACGAAGACGAUGAUUACGAUCUUUUACUUAUCAUGUAGUUCAUCUCUCCUUGCUAGCGUUACAGACUUGGUUCUUCCUCGGGAAUGAAAGAGGUCAAAGUGCAGCUGAAUAAAACCCUAGCGGCUGUUCGCAGAACCUAAA